UCUACAAACCACUUGCAUCACGGUCACCUUGACCAUGAUACAGUCUAUAUGAUACAAACGAGCACGUUUAUCAAUUAUCUUUGUACCUUUUGGCUUCACUGUUCGCCUAGCAUCUUCACGGCCACCAAUUUGAAAGAAAAGGAAAUCCCAUUGCUUCGCUUCAGUUGGAGACGAUCGCCUUGUGCCUGUUCUUCCCGCAACGACGAUCUAUACGAUAACCGUUUUACCUGAAUCUUUUACCACUGUCACUGUCCCUUGCCAGCCAGGCUCAGACACCCAGAACGA
This is a messenger RNA of Neurospora tetrasperma FGSC 2508, 285 nucleotides long. RefSeq lists its product as uncharacterized. Bases 49 to 231 code for a protein of 60 amino acids. NCBI's taxonomy places the organism in Eukaryota, Fungi, Ascomycota, Sordariomycetes, Sordariales, Sordariaceae. The transcript has a single exon. The record is from RefSeq and is a predicted model, not a curated record.